Rhizophagus irregularis DAOM 181602=DAOM 197198 is the source of this 1491-nucleotide messenger RNA. RefSeq lists its product as uncharacterized. The record is from RefSeq and is a predicted model, not a curated record. NCBI's taxonomy places the organism in Eukaryota, Fungi, Glomeromycota, Glomeromycetes, Glomerales, Glomeraceae. Gene Ontology annotation, biological process: chromatin remodeling; regulation of DNA-templated transcription. Gene Ontology annotation, cellular component: chromatin; nucleus.
AUGAGUUUAAUUAUAAACUCAUAUCUUUGCAAAAAUCAACUUAUGAAAUAUUUACUACACAACAGAACUAAUUUAUCAUAUCGGGAAUUCUUAACUGAAUAUCAUGAUCUUAUUUAUAUUGCAUCAUUUCCAUAUAUUUCAUCAUUACCAUUCUCAAACUGGAAAACUUUUGAUGAUUAUUGGGCAGAUAAAUUUUUAGAUGAAGCAAAUGACUUAAUAAAGGAAAAAAAAAUAUUAAAAAAGAGUACAAUUGAUAUAUUGAAAGAAAAGAUAAAUAAAGAACGUUUACAACAAGAAAAAUAUCUUCAAAUAUAUUGGCAAGAAGUAAUCAAAAAUUAUAAAGCUGAAAAUUUAAUACCUGGUGCAACUUAUACAAAAAAAACAAUUAGAAAAACUCUUACUAAAGAUAAUAUUAACCCAGAUUUAAUGUUUUGUUAUGAUAUUUUAUAUGAACUUGAAAAUACAAUUUGGGCUUAUCCAUUUUAUAAAUUUGAUAAAAAAUCUGAUAUUUAUAAUCAAAUAAUUAAUCCAAUGGAUUUAUUUACUAUAAAUUUAAAAUUAGAAAAUAAUCAAUAUUCAAAUCCAUUUGAAUUUAAAUAUGAUAUGAAUUUAAUAUUUAAUAAUUGUAGAAUAAUUAAUGAUGUUGAAAGUGAAAUGCAUAAUAUAGGUAUUAAUUUAAAGUAUAAUUUUGAUGAAUGUUGGAAUUUUUAUUUUUAUCAAAAAGAUGGUGGUAGUAAUAUUUUAGAACAAGAACUUUUUUCUUUUGAUUUAGAAGAUGAUGAAUUAGAAGAUAUUGAACCAGUAAAUAAUUUAAAUCAACAAUUAAUUCAACAACUUUUAUCAGGAAAUAUUAGACUAGAAGAUAUUCAACAACUUUUAUCAAGAAAUUUUAGACUAGAAGAUAUUCAACAACUUUUAUCAAGAAAUAUUAGAUUAGAAGAUAUUGAAUCAGAAGAUAUUGAAUCAGAAAUUAUUGAAUUAGGAGAUAUUGAAGAAGAUAUUGAACCAGAUAUUGAACCAGAAGAUUUUUUAUAUCAAAAUGAACAAGAAAUUGAUAUUGAACCAGAUAUUGAACCAGAAGAUUUUUUAUAUCAAAAUGAACAAGAAAUACCAAAAGAAGUUGAACAAGAAGAAUGUGAAGAUUUAUAUCAACAAUUUUUUUCAGAAGAUAUUGAAUUAGAAAAUAUUGAACCAGAUAUUGAACUUUUUCCAGAAGAUAUUGAAUCAGAAGAUAUUGAACCAAAUAUUAAACCAGAAGAUUUUUUAUAUCAACAAUUUUUUCAAAUUGAAUCAGAAGAUAUUGAAUUAGAAAAUAAACAAAAAGAACAAGAAAUACCAGAAGAAGUUGAACAAGAAUGUGAUGAAAAUUUUCAAAUUAAGCAACAAAUUGAAGAAUAUGAUAAAAUUCAAAUUGAACAAGAAUAUCAAAAUCAAAUUAAUCAUCAAGAAAUUAUUUCUCAAAUUAACGAAAAGAUUUUUCAAAUUGAAUAA